AUGGAUGGAUUGGACGUUGUGGGGACUGGGGAGACGCUAGGGUUUUGGGAUCUAGGGUUUGCGGGAGUGUGUGUGUUGAAAGGCACGGUGGAAAACCCUAGGGGUAAUUUGGGAAAUAGAAUGCAAAUCGAAGAUUAUCUAUACGGCAAGAAGCUUCAUCUACCUCAUUUGGAAAAGAAACCAAAAAAGAUGUUGGACGGUGAUUAGGGUCUCCUUGAUAGACAAGUGCUGAGAGUUAUUCGAUUGACAUUAUCAAAGAACGUUGCCCAUAAUGUGGAAAAGGAGAAAUCGAUCGAAGCAUUAAUGAAGGUAUUGUCUGAUACAUAUGAGAAGUCGUCUAUAAAUAACAAUAUUUCUCAUGAAAAAAUUGUUUCAUUUAAAGAUGAAAGAAAGUGCUUCAGUAGCAACACAUCUCAAUGA
Messenger RNA from Vitis riparia (riverbank grape), 420 nucleotides. RefSeq lists its product as uncharacterized. The record is from RefSeq and is a predicted model, not a curated record. NCBI's taxonomy places the organism in Eukaryota, Viridiplantae, Streptophyta, Magnoliopsida, Vitales, Vitaceae.